UUUCUUGCUAGCGGAUUUCGGACCAACCUCUUUCUUCCUUCCUUUCUCCGACUGCUAUCAGAUCAAUCUAUCGGCGGAGGAACGACAGUGUCAGAUCUCCGGCUCUCCACCUCCCGGGUCUCUUAAAGUUCUCCUAGAUCGACCAUUCACGGAGAAAUGGCUUUCGAGAAGAUCAAGGUCGCCAAUCCCAUCGUUGAGAUGGAUGGGGAUGAAAUGACUCGCGUCUUUUGGAAGUCUAUUAAGGAAAAGCUUAUUUUCCCCUUCCUGGAGUUGGAUAUAAAGUACUUUGACCUUGGACUCCCUAAUCGUGAUUCUACAGAUGAUAAAGUUACAAUUGAGAGUGCAGAAGCUACACUUAAGUACAACGUAGCAAUCAAGUGUGCAACCAUAACUCCAGAUGAAGCUCGUGUCAAAGAAUUCAACUUAAAAUAUAUGUGGAAGAGCCCAAAUGGGACAAUUAGGAACAUAUUGAAUGGUACGGUGUUUAGAGAACCAAUUAUUUGCAAAAACGUCCCAAGACUUGUCCCAGGUUGGACCAAGGCCAUAUGCAUCGGAAGGCAUGCAUUUGGUGACCAAUACCGUGCUACUGAUACUGUUGUUAAGGGACCUGGCAAACUUAAAUUGGUCUUUGUUCCAGAAGGACAGGAUGAGAAGACAGAAUUAGAGGUUUAUGAUUUUAAGGGUGCAGGAGGAGUAGCUCUAUCCAUGUACAACACUGAUGAGUCAAUUCAUGCCUUCGCUGAGGCUUCAAUGGCCACAGCUUACCAGAAAAAGUGGCCACUUUAUCUUAGCACAAAAAAUACAAUUCUUAAGAAAUACGAUGGAAGGUUCAAGGACAUAUUCCAAGAAGUUUAUGAAAGUAAAUGGGAAUCAAAGUUUAAGGCUGCUGGAAUAUGGUAUGAGCAUCGACUUAUUGAUGAUAUGGUUGCUUAUGCACUUAAGAGUGAAGGUGGUUAUGUUUGGGCAUGCAAGAAUUAUGAUGGAGAUGUGCAGAGUGACUUUUUAGCUCAAGGUUUUGGGUCUCUUGGGUUAAUGACAUCAGUAUUGGUAUGCCCAGAUGGAAAAACCAUUGAAGCUGAAGCAGCCCAUGGCACAGUGACACGCCAUUACCGAGUUCAUCAGAAAGGAGGUGAAACCAGUACAAAUAGCAUUGCUUCAAUCUUUGCUUGGUCCCGAGGGCUUGCACACAGGGCAAAGUUGGAUGAAAAUUCUCGAUUGCUAGAUUUUACUGAGAAAUUGGAAGCAGCUUGUGUUGGAGCUGUGGAAUCAGGAAAAAUGACCAAGGAUCUUGCGCUUCUUAUCCAUGGAUCCAAGGUCACUAGGGACCAUUAUCUGAAUACUGAAGAAUUCAUUGAUGCUGUGGCUGAGGAUCUUAGAGCUAGACUGUUGGGCAAAGCAAAGUUGUCGGAGUAGGGAGUGGAAGAGUUGUCUAUUUUUCUUUUGGGUGAUCCGGCGAUUUUUGAAGAAAUAAAGAGGGGAAUUAGCUUAUUAGUAAAGAGGUUAGUGCUGUUCUAUGGGGACCGAUUGUCAAAUGUUGCCCCAAACAAUUUUUCUUACUUUCAACAUUUGCACUUGCCUUUUGGCAAUUUGCUCUUCCUUGAACAAUUUAAAUUACCAAGUACCAAUUGAACUGCUACUGUUCCGACAUGUAAAAACGAAUUCCUAAGCUCACNCCCCUCUCCCAAGACCAAAAGUUUGGGACCAUUUAUGUUGUGGGUGAUCAUUAGAGCUUAGAAUUACAGUUUAAAAUGGAUGCAUGCCUGGUUGUUUAAAA
This is a messenger RNA of Nelumbo nucifera (sacred lotus), 1774 nucleotides long. RefSeq names its product isocitrate dehydrogenase [NADP]. The record is from RefSeq and is a predicted model, not a curated record. Gene Ontology annotation, cellular component: mitochondrion. Gene Ontology annotation, biological process: NADP+ metabolic process; isocitrate metabolic process. Gene Ontology annotation, molecular function: isocitrate dehydrogenase (NADP+) activity; NAD binding; magnesium ion binding. NCBI's taxonomy places the organism in Eukaryota, Viridiplantae, Streptophyta, Magnoliopsida, Proteales, Nelumbonaceae.